Molecule: messenger RNA, 23385 nt
Organism: Pelobates cultripes (western spadefoot toad)
Lineage: Eukaryota; Metazoa; Chordata; Amphibia; Anura; Pelobatidae
Source: the annotation of a GenBank genome assembly
GGCGGGGCUGCGACGGAGGGCGUGACCACGUUACGUCGUACGUGGUGACGUAGCGGAAGCCGCUGGAGAAGAUUCGGUGUGCUCGGAUCGCCAUGUCAGCGGGAAGCGCGCAGUCCGGCGGGUAAGAGAAGGAGGGAGCGAGGGACGGUCACCGGGCGGCGGGGAGGGAUGGGGGAGCUGGCGGUCAGCGCUCAGUCUGGACUGGGAUCAGUUUUACCGCAUAAUAAAUAAAUAGCAUAGGCCUCAAUCCGGGAUCUCAUACCCCUCCCCCAGCUACCGGGCACUGCCCCCCAUAAACCAACUUACCGGGCACUGCAUGGAGAUCACACAUACCCCCUCAUACCCCCAGCUACCGGGCACUGCCACACUGCCUGCCCCCCAUAAACCCACCUACCGGGCACUGCCACACUGCCUGCCCCUCAUACACCCAGCUACCGGGCACUGCCACACCGCCUGCCCCUCAUAAACCAACCUACCGGGCACUGCAUGGAGAUCACACAUACCCCCUCAUACCCCCAGUUACCGGGCACUGCCACACUGCCUGCCCCUCAUACCCCCAGCUACCGGGCACUGCCACACCGCCUGCCCCUCAUAAACCAACCUACCGGGCACUGCCACGCCUGCCCUCGCCACCCACCUACCGGGCACUGCCACCGCCUGCCCCUCAUACACCCACCUACCGGGCGCCGCACACCUGCCCCUCAUACCCCAACUACGGGCACUGCGACGCCUGCCACCCCUCAUAAACCAACUACGGGCACUGCCACACCGCCCUGCCCUCAUACACCCAGCCCCACCGGGCACUGCCACACCCCUCAUAAACCUGCUACCGGGCACUGCCACUGCCUGCCCUCAUAAACCCACCUACCCGGGCACUCGCGACACACGCCUGCCCCUCAUACACCACCACCGGGCACUGCCACACCGCCUGCCCCUCAUAAACCCAGCCGGGCUGCCACACUGCCUGCCCCUCAUACACCCAGCUACCGGGCACUGCCACACUGCCUGCCCCUCAUAAACCCACCUACCGGGCACUGCGACACCGCCUGCCCCUCAUACACCCACCUACCGGGCACUGCCACACCGCCUGCCCCUCAUAAACCCAGCUACCGGGCACUGCCACACUGCCUGCCCCUCAUAAACCCACCUACCGGGCACUGCCACACUGCCUGCCCCUCAUAAACCCAGCUACCGGGCACUGCCACACUGCCUGCCCCUCAUAAACCAACCUACCGGGCAUUGCGACACUGCAUGCCCCUCAUAAACCAACCUACCGGGCACUGCGACACUGCAUGCCCCUCAUAAACCAACCUACCGGGCACUGCGACACUGCAUGCCCCUCAUAAACCCACCUACCGGGCACUGCGACACUGCAUGCCCCUCAUACACCCACCUACAGGGCACUGCCACACUGCCUGCCCCCCAUAAACCCAGCUACCGGGCACUGCAUGGAGAUCACACAUACCACCUCAUACACCCACCUACCGGGCACUGCAUGGAGAUCUCACAUACCACCUCAUACACCCACCUACCGGGCACUGCCACACUGCCUGCCCCUCAUAAACCAACCUACCGGGCACUGCCACACUGCCUGCCCCUCAUAAACCAACCUACCGGGCACUGCCACACUGCCUGCCCCUCAUACACCCACCUACCGGGCACUGCCACACUGCCUGCCCCUCAUAAACCCAGCUACCGGGCACUGCGACACUGCCUGCCCCUCAUAAACCCAGCUACCGGGCACUGCCACACUGCCUGCCCCUCAUACACCCAGCUACCGGGCACUGCCACACUGCCUGCCCCUCAUACACCCAGCUACCGGGCACUGCCACACUGCCUGCCCCUCAUAAACCCAGCUACCGGGCACUGCCACACUGCCUGCCCCUCAUAAACCCAGCUACCGGGCACUGCCACACUGCCUGCCCCUCAUAAACCCAGCUACCGGGCACUGCCACACCGCCUGCCCCUCAUACACCCAGCUACCGGGCACUGCCACACCGCCUGCCCCUCAUAAACCCAGCUACCGGGCACUGCCACACUGCCUGCCCCUCAUAAACCCACCUACCGGGCACUGCCACACCGCCUGCCCCUCAUAAACCCACCUACCGGGCACUGCGACACUGCCUGCCCCCCAUAAACCCAGCUACCGGGCACUGCGACACUGCCUGCCCACCAAAAACCCAGCUACCGGGCACUGCGAUACUGCCUGCCCCCCAUAAACCCACCUACCGGGCACUGCGACACUGACUGCACCCCAUAAACCCACCUAUCGGGCACUGCGACACCGCCUGCCCCCCAUAAACCAACAGAGAACUAAACUAACCCUGAAAUAUCACCUCAGAGAGACAGAGAGAGAACUAAACUAACCCUGAAAUAUCACCUCAGAGAGAGAGAGAACUAAACUAACCCUGAAAUAUCACCUCAGAGAGAGAGAGAGAGAGAGAACUAAACUAACCCUGAAAUCACCUCAGAGAGAGAGAGAGAGAGAACUAAACUAACCCUGAAAUAUCACCUCAGAGACAGAGAACUAAACUAACCCUGAAAUCACCUCAGAGAGAGAGAGAGAACUAAACUAACCCUGAAAUAUCACCUCAGAGACAGAGAACUAAACUAACCCUGAAAUAUCACCUCAGAGACAGAGAGAACUAAACUAACCCUGAAAUAUCACCUCAGAGACAGAGAACUAAACUAACCCUGAAAUAUCACCUCAGAGAGAACUAAACUAACCCUGAAAUAUCACCUCAGAGAGAACUAAACUAACCCUGAAAUAUCACCUCAGAGAGAACUAAACUAACCCUGAAAUAUCACCUCAGAGAGAGAGAGAACUAAACUAACCCUGAAAUAUCACCUCAGAGAGAGAGAGAACUAAACUAACCCUGAAAUAUCACCUCAGAGAGAGAGAACUAAACUAACCCUGAAAUCACCUCAGAGAGAGAGAACUAAACUAACCCUGAAAUAUCACCUCAGAGACAGAGAACUAAACUAACCCUGAAAUAUCACCUCAGACAGAGAGAACUAAACUAACCCUGAAAUAUCACCUCAGAGAGAGAGAACUAAACUAACCCUGAAAUAUCACCUCAGAGAGAGAGAACUAAACUAACCCUGAACUAUCACCUCAGAGAGAGAGAACUAAACUAACCCUGAACUAUCACCUCAGAGAGAGAGAACUAAACUAACCCUGAACUAUCACCUCAGAGAGAGAGAACUAAACUAACCCUGAACUAUCACCUCAGAGAGAGAGAGAGAACUAAACUAACCCUGAACUAUCACCUCAGAGAGAGAGAGACCUAAACUAACCCUGAAAUAUCACCUCAGAGACAGAGAGAGAACUAAACUAACCCUGAAAUAUCACCUCAGAGACAGAGAGAACUGAACUAACCCUGAAAUAUCACCUCAGAGAGAGAGAGAGAGAACUAAACUAACCCUGAAAUAUCACCUCAGAGAGAGAACUAAACUAACCCUGAAAUAUCACCUCAGAGAGAACUAAACUAACCCUGAAAUAUCACCUCAGAGAGAACUAAACUAACCCUGAAAUAUCACCUCAGAGAGAACUAAACUAACCCUGAAAUAUCACCUCAGAGAGAGAGAACUAAACUAACCCUGAAAUAUCACCUCAGAGAGAGAGAGAACUAAACUAACCCUGAAAUAUCACCUCAGAGAGAGAGAGAACUAAACUAACCCUGAAAUAUCACCUCAGAGAGAGAGAGAACUAAACUAACCCUGAAAUAUCACCUCAGAGAGAGAGAGAACUAAACUAACCCUGAAAUAUCACCUCAGAGAACUAAACUAACCCUGAAAUCACCUCAGAGAGAGAGAGAACUAAACUAACCCUGAAAUAUCACCUCAGAGACAGAGAGAACUAAACUAAACCUGACCCUUUGGUAAACUAGAGAACCGCUUCUCCACCCCACCCCACCCCACCUACAGGGUAGUUAGACAAUCUCUGGAAAACUACCUCAGAGACGUGACACCCAGGCAUUAAUGUUACCUGGAGAACCUAGGUCCUCCAGCUAGAGUGCCCAAACAAUUCCCGUAAAAAAACACCUCAUAGAGAAGCAUACCCAGACCAUCCCUGACCCUCAGAUUAAUUGGAGAAGCCCCUCUCCCAAGCAAGAGGAUAACCAAACCAUGCCUGAUCAUAGGGAAAACCUUCUCCUCCCAGCUUAAGGAUGGCAAUUCCUGACUCUAGAAAUUACCUGCAGAACCUCUUCUCCCCAGCUAGAGCCUGUAUUGCUAUCACUAUAGUUUUAUUAUAACUAGCCCCCUUACCGUUAUUCCAGCGCCGACUCCCCCUACUUUGCUCAGAUCGUGAAUAUUAACAAUCUCAGCCAAUCCAAUGGUUUCCCAUAAAAGACGGUAUUUACAUGAAACUGCCUGCAGGGACAAGCUAUAGACACCAUAUCUACAUUAGGCUGUAGUUCUGGUGACUAUAGUGUCCCUUAAAAGGCUACUUACCACUGGAAGAUAUAGCACACUCGCCAGGGGUGAAUAUCUACUAGUCAAUCUUUUAUGGCGAGAUUUUUAGUCCACUUUCCGAUGGUUUCCUGCAAAGCCUCCUCCCCUUAGGAAGAGGAUAACAAAACAUUCCAUUACUCUUGAAGUUACCUCGGUCAUCCUCUCCCCAGGUAGCGGAAUGCCAAACAAUCCCUAGAUAUGGAACCUACUUUGCAUUUCAUUGUGGGAUUUCUCAAGAAAUAGAAGAAAUCAAGUAAGAUUUGUAAUUUUCGUUAAAAACAGUUGUUUUGUUUGUUUUUAUAGAAGACGAAGUAAGUGGGACCAGCCUGGCCCUGCCGGUGCUACUCUUCUCAUCCCUGGUACAAUGCCUGUGAUCCAAUCUCUCGGCCCUGGGGUCUACAUGGCUCCUCCAGAUCCCCAACCUGCAAGUACAGUUUCCGAGUCAGUCAGUGCUCCGUGUGGGGCUUUGGAUGCAGCUGCUGCAGUGGCGGCUAAGAUUAAUGCAAUGUUGAUGGCAAAGGGGAAGAUCAAACCAGCUCAGAACAUACCUGAGAAGGUAAUGCCAGUGUUCGCUAAAAGAAAAUAGCUAUCGUGGGUAUUUGGUGCACUCGACCAUGAGAAACACGUUUUCUUCUUCUGUAGCAGGCAGAAAUGUUUUUUUUUAUUUUGUUUUAGCUCUCUGAGAUUGGGGAUAAAUGAAAAGCUUGAUACUAGUUGAUCUGGUGAGAUUGCUAUUUUAAAAUGGACCACUUAAAGGGACAGCUUAAUGUAGUUCUGGUGUCUUGCCUGUCCCUGCAGCCUUAGCACUGUAAACACUGCCUUUUCAGAGGAAAAAAGUGGAGUGUUUACAUUGCUGGCUAGUAACUUCUCUAGUGGCAGUUGCAGUCAGUCAUGGAUGCGCUGAAUGUUGUCCAUAGAGCUGCAUUAUUAUUAUUGCCAUUUAUAUAACGCCAACAGAUUCCGUAGCACUUUCCAAUGUUAUGAGAGGGGAAUGUAACUAUAAAUAGGACAAUUACAAAAUAACUUAUAGGAACAAUAGGAUGAAGAAGACCCUGCUCAAACGAGCUUACAGUCUAUCGGAGGUGGUGAAUAAAACACAUUAGGACAGUCCUCAAGCCAUACCUAAAUGAGACCCCUUAGCAUUGUAUACAAAGAAAUGAAGGGGAUUAUUAUGUGGACCCUUUCCAAAAAAUAUUCUAGCAGGUUACACUGAGGGAAUGCAAGGCAGUAACAUUUUUCCCAGAAAAGGAGGCGUGGACCCAGAGCAUGUUUUAAUGAUAAAAGGCUUGUGCAUGGGUAAAAAGGGAAAAUGGCCAUGGUACGGACCAGGUGAGUUUUUUUUUUUUUUUUUUGUUUGUUUUUCAUGGAGGCACUACCGUGUCUUCACCAUUUGUCCACAUAUUGGCCACCCCCAUCAAUGAAUCACAUAACUGCUCAUUUUUCACUUUGCACCACAGCAAGGUGUGUGUUUUCUCUCUUCCACAGGGACUGACUGAUAUUCUCAGCAGCCAAUCUGUCCUCCUACUGAAAGGCACUCAAGAGGUUAAAUUGACCAUUAACCCAGUGGUAAUUUAAGUGCCACAAUACUAACUCCCCAUUUCAGAUAAUUCAGCUUUAAGUGAAUACACACUCUUGGGUUGUAAAAAGUUCUACCACUAAUGUAUCUCUCAUUUACUGUGUUCUUUUAAAAGUGUAAAAAUGUACUAAAAUAUUGAAGGAGAUUUGUUAGAUUUUUUUAAUUUAUCCUUGUUACCACAACUGUAGACUUCAGGUGCGUGGGGUUUGAGGUUUUGGUCAUGUUUGUAGUCUGGAUCAGUUAAUCAUGGACAACGGUAUUUUCUUCUUUUAUUUGACCCUUGGUUAUUCAACUUUGACAGGUCAAUUCAACGGUAGCCAGACCUCUACCAUGGCAUAGCUUUAAAGAUGUUAAUAUCUGAGGCCAGAUGAAAUGCAGAGGACACCAGUUCUCUCGCCUGCUCCAAAUACUAAAUGUUUGUUAGGUUGAUCUAGCAUAAUCUGAGAAAUAAAAUAUCGGCGCGGUGCAGACCCUAUGUGGCCGGUGUAGUCGGCAUAUAUGCAAUUGCUAAAUAAAAGUUAUAAUAAAUGAAUCAAUGAAAAAGCACGCUAUAUAAGUGGACCCCUCUUUUCUAAAACAUACUAAAUAAAUACAUUUAAACAUUGGUAAAGAAUGGUAUAAAAUAAUACAAUGGUAUACCUUAAAAUAUCUUACAUGUUUAUAAUGUGUGGGUGCAACAACUAUAUGUUAAUGCGUUGAUUCAAUGUAUCCCUAUGAGGAGAUGCUGAUUGGCACAGCACAGCAUUGUGCUGCGCAUGUGCAAUAGUCUCCCAAUGCUUUCCUAUGGGAAAGCGUUGGGAUUGGCUUAGAUCAAGUUUGAUUAUUUCAUCCAUGUACCUAUUCCUGACAAUAUAGUGUUCCUUCAAUAUUUUGAAAAUAGUAUCUUUUAAUCAAUGUCACGGUGACAAAACAUUUUAGCUAAGCUUCAUUGUAGGGUUGUGAUGCAACUUAGUGCUUUAGAUGUGGCACGAGUGUCCUUAUAUACCUGAUCAUUCACUCUGGUUAUUGGAACAUUUGUGGCUGUAUUUUUCACUUUGUAUGAGGAGGGCAAGAGACUUGCAUGUUUACCAAUAAUUUUAAGAAACUUGGAAAGUGCAUUCAAAGUCUAGCAGGUUUUGCUGUCACAUCUUGUCUUUCCCCCAUCUGUCAUCACUUAAAGAGUUACUCAAGAAAUUCAGUGAUUCUCUAUGGCUGACCUUGAUGGCACUGCACGUGUGUGUGUGUGUGUGUGUGUGUGUGUGUGUGUGUGUGUGUGUGUAACAUCAUAGUAUGAGAGCCGGUUAGACUAUGCUCUCAUACCUAGAGGACUGGGAGGCGUGGCUUGAAGCUGCGCUUUCAAGUAUCUCAGUGAAAUAAAUUGUUUGUCUGUAGUGGCCCUUUUUAAAGGGACACUUAACCAAGGGGAAAUUUUACUCCCCACCUCCCCCAUUGCAGUCAUUUUUUUUUUUUUUUCUGAAGGCAUUGUUAUAAAAGGAUAGCAUUAAUAGUGUUUGUGGUAAAGCAUUGAAAUGGACUGAUUUUUUUUUUUUUUCUUUUCCACCAACCAAUCUACAGGUCCAGUUAUCAGGAAAAGGUCCGCCUGCAUCCAAAAGCAAAGAUGAUCUUGUUGUGGCAGAAGUUGAAAUAAAUGAUGUGCCGCUCACGUGCCGCAAUCUCCUAACAAGAGGGCAAACACAAGAUGAGGUGGGUGCUAUUGUUUCUGUUAUGCUAUAUGAUGAUUUUGGGAUUGCCAUGGCUAAAUCUUCAAUAGUUAUUGUGGCAAAUGGGGAUUACUGUCUACAUAUUAUAAAAAGUAAUCUUCUGGAUUUCCAAAGGGUAACCUCCUCCUAGAGUAUUUUUACAGGCUACAGUAGUUGCCCUUUAGUUUUCAUACUCCCACUCUAGAACACCAGGGAUCCUGGACCGCUGUUAGAGAGCAAGUAAAAACCCAUCAUUGGACCACAGUGGAUCCAGGGUAUUUCACCAGCACACUCUGAUGGACAAAGGGCAAGACACUAAACUGCAAAUGAAAGGAACAGUAAAGUGUCAGGAAUACACUGUGCGUUGUAUGUGUUCUUGACAUCUGUAGAAAUAUCUUAUAAGUGAUGUGAAUAUGUGUAAAUGGAGGGUUAAGAAAGCAGAGUUUGUGGAGUGAGACUCUGCUGAUACACCCCUCCAAGAGUAACUGGACGGUCAGAGAGCAGCCUGAGCUUAAAGAUGUUGUAACGGCUGACUGCACCAUCCUACACAUCUAGUGAAUGCUGGCUGAAAGGGAUUUUCGUAGUUCUCUCCGGCAGCCACUUGCUAGUUUAAUUUCCAUACAGUUACCACGGCAACAGGCGCUUCAUAAAAUCUCCAGUGUGUCUGUUUUGAACCAGGAAAUGGUUUAGACUCAGGGAUGAUGAAGCUGUGCGUUUGCUAUCACUUCUAUCCUAUUCUUCUCUAACUUGUAUUCCUGACACUAGUUUGGAAGCCGCCAUCUAGGUCACAGAGCCCUCCCUUGUCCCUAUCUAAAAGCUUAAUAAAAUCUUUUUUUCACUGCCACGCAGGUCUUGUCGCGAUACGCUCUGGCUCCUUAGCUAAGGUCAUCCAUCUUGAUGAUCUCUGCCAUUUCAAUGCUUUCCUAUAAGAAAGCCUUGCAAAGCUAUUGCACAUGCACGCCACGCUGCGCCAAUUAGCAUCUCCUCAUAGAGAUGCAUUGUAUCAAUGCAACUCUGAGUAACGUUCAACGACUCCUUGCAGAGCGUGGAGGUGCUGAACGUCCAUGCUGCACAUUGAGCAGCACUGACCCAGGAUGCACCUAUAGUGGCUGUCUGAGUGACUGCUAAGGGAGGUGUUCCUAGGCAGUAUUUAAACACACUGCCUCUUCUCUGAAAAGACAGUGUUUACUGCAAAAAGCCUGCAGAGAUGGGCAAUAGACAUUAGAACUACAUUAAGCUGUAGUUGCUCUGGUGACUACAGUGUCCUUUUAAAUCCGAAUGGCAAUACUGAACAAAAAUAGCCAGUUAUUACAGUAGUGGAGUUUAAAUAUUUUUCCAGAUCAGAAGUUUCUGCCUUGGAUUUUCUUCUCGAAUUAAUGUGGUAAAUUGAGUUUAGUGAAUAAUCUUGUUAAUGUACAGGUCUAAGCAGGGUCCCCAAGCCUAAUUAAAAAAAAUCUUGUGUUCAGAUAAGUAGAAUGUCAUGACAGGUAAGUAGAUUGGGUUACUCCUUUUUUCCCUUAGACCAUUAAGUGCCUGAGCAAUCUGCACUUGUUGUUGUACCAUUAGACAUCAUAUUCUCACUUCUUGUCUCCUUAGAUCAGCCGUCUGAGCGGGGCAGCUGUUUCCACUCGAGGGAGAUACAUGACACCGGAGGAGAAAGUCAAAGUUGGUGCUGGGUAUGUCAUAUUGAACAGCCCUCUGUGCUGUCACCACCUAUGCCUGGAUUCUCUCUUUACAAUUCAGGAUUUCAUGCUUUACCAUUCCUUCCAUCUUGAAAUGUUUCUUGCCAAUGUUCACCUAAAAAGUCAUUUGUGUUUCCAGGUUGUAAUAAGUGCAGGUUUUCUCCUUUAUUGCUCUCACCUGUAACUAUGUAGUGUAUUGUUUUUAGGGACACUGAGUUUUGUUUUUUAUUAUCCGCAUUGGUUUGUUGACUCUGCAUGUUUCUGUUUCCAGGGAGCGACCUUUGUAUCUGCAUAUUCAGGGCCAGACUCGGGACCUUGUUGACAGUAAGUGAUGUCUUGUGUGCUGAGAAAAGCUUGAUGCAGUGUUACAGGGCUUGACCAGCAUGCUAAUGAAUGAAAACAUAUUAUUGCCAUUUAUAUAGAAAACUUACAGGAACAAUAGGUUGAAGAGAAGCUUACAGUCUAUAGAUGUUGAUUUGACCUUCAUCCAAUGUCGAUGGGUAGUGAUAGGAAUCUAAAGUGCAAUGGAUAAAACAUCUAAAAUAUAUUUGUUAAAUUAGAUCAACGUAACAAACAUUUCCACCAUACGGACAAUUUGUGUUAAGCCCACUACUACUUCAAAGCACCCCAAUAUGGGUGGGUCCUACACUAAUUUCAACGUGGGAGACAAAUCAAAUUGUGCUAAUUGAGCAAAAGCAUAUUUUAAUAACCUGUUGUAAGAGCGUUGUGUGUGUAUAUAUAUAUGUGUGUGUGUGUGUAUAUAUAUAUAUAUAUAUAUAUAUAUAUAUAUAUAUAUAUAUAUAUAUAUAUAUAUAUUUUUUUUUUUUUUAAAUUAAUGUGAUAAGGCAAUUUAAAAAAAAAAAUGAUGCAGUGUCAAAACUAAACUAUUAAAGCAAUAGUGUUUGAAUGUGUAUACUUACACUGCAUACCAUAUAUCUACUAUGAAAACGAUAAAUAAAAUGACAUUACGCUCCAUAACCUUCCCAAACGUAUACUUUCCUGUGGUCACCUCCAACUGACUAUGCUCUUACAGCAGAAUAUUAAAAUACACUUUAAUUCAAUUAGCACUAUUUAAUUUGUCUCCCACAUGGAAUUUGUGUAUUGGGGUACUGUGUAGUAAUGGUGGGCUUGACACAAUUUGGCCAUAGGGUGAAACUGUAUCCCCCCAUAUUUGUUUGAGAGGUGAUUUUAGGUAGCCUUAUAAAAUGUAAAAUUGUAUUUUUGUGUGCGUUGUAUGUGUUCUUGACAUCUGUAGAAAUAUCUUAUAAGUGAUGUGAAUAUGUGUAAAUGGAGGGUUAAGAAAGCAGAGUUUGUGGAGUGAGACUCUGCUGAUACACCCCUCCAAGAGUAACUGGACGGUCAGAGAGCAGCCUGAGCUUAAAGAUUUUGUAACGGCUGACUGCACCAUCCUACACUUUUAGUGAAUGCUGGCAGAAAGAUUUUCGUAGUUCUCUUGCAGCCAGUUGCUAGUUUAAUUUCCCUACCGUUACUACGGCAAUGGGCGCUCGUAAAAUCUCCAGUGUAUCUGUUUUUGAACCAGGAAAUGGUUUAUAGACUCAGGGAUGCUGAAGCUGUGCGUUUGCUACCACUUCUAUCCUAUUCUUCUCUAAAUCAAAAUCUUUAGUGAUGUCCUUUACUUGGUGACAAAAUAAGCUUUUUAAACAGAAGCCUCUUGUGAUUUGUCCUCAGGAGCUGUAAAUCGAAUCAAGGAAAUAAUCACGAACGGAGUAGUAAAAGCAGCCACUGGUUCCAGUCCAACAUUUAAUGGAGCAACUGUUACUGUGUACCAUCAGCCUGCCCCGGUGGCCCCUCUACCUCCUGUGGCUCCUCAAAAACCUCAGUUCCAGUCAGGGGUAUGUGAUGGGAUUGUGGGAUUUAAAGAGAAGCAGUGUUGACAUUCAGGUCCAGUGUGCUUGGCAAAACUGAGUGUGGAAUUCCAGUUGCACGAACAUUACUGUAAGUCACUGGAAUUCAGCCUUGGAUAUAGUUUAACCCACAUAAAUUGGGAAUGCUAAAGCUUGACAACAUAACAUGGAAAUUAAGUCACUAACCAUUGCAGGGAUAUCUGCUGUCAUUUCUUGGUUCACAAUUACAAGUGGUGACAGUCCCUGUCUGUGGCAAUCACCCUGAUCUAUGCCGUGAACACCUCUUAUUAUGCUAGCCAGCUGAAAUAGUGCAAUCUGACUUGGUUGUGCAGUUAAGUGUUAUUUGCAAAGUAUACUGAGGGCCAGUAUGCACACUGUGCUGCUUAAAACUUCUCAGAAAAUUGCCUUUUGUAACAUUUAUCAAUGUCUUUCCCAUCAUUAAAGGACCACUAUAGUGCCAGGAAAACAUACUCGUUUUCCUGGCACUAUAGUGCCCUGAGGGUGCCCCCACCCUCAGGGUCCCCCUCCCGCCCGGCUCUGGAAGGGGGAAAGGGGUAAAACUUACCUUUUUCCAGCGCUGGGCGGAGAGCUCUCCUCUCCGCCUCCGUUACGCCCCGCCGGCUGAAUGCGCACGCGCGGCAAGAGCUGCGCGCGCAUUCAGCCGGUCUCAUAGGAAAGCAUUUGCAAUGCUUUCCUAUGGACGCUUGCGUGCUCUCACUGUGAAAAUCACAGUGAGAAGCACGCAAGCGCCUCUAGUGGCUGUCAAUGAGACAGCCACUAGAGGAUUAGGGGGAAGGCUUAACCCAUUCAUAAAGUUUCUCUGAAACUGCUAUAAUUAUGAAAAAAUGGGUUAACCCUAGAAGGACCUGGCACCCAGACCACUUCAUUAAGCUGAAGUGGUCUGGGUGCCUAGAGUGGUCCUUUAAGAGAGGUGCUUUUCAACCUGGACACACAUAAAUCACUUCAGUUUACCUAGCUUACUGAAGGGUCUGUGCUUGAGAAAGAGGGGGAGGGGUUGCCAAUGCUGCAGACAAGAUAUGCCGCUUUCGCAAGCUGGUAUGAGAUGAAAUGUAUGCAUUUAUUUCUGCUUUUUUUUUUUUUUUCAUUGGAGGUAUAUCUACUAUAUAUGGAUAGGCAGUAUUUCGCAUAAAGACCAUAGACCACACAAGGGGCAUGCCACCAAAACUUGAUAACUGUAAACUUAUUUACAUAAACUUUUAACUUUCACCAUCGCUAACAUGACUGCCUUUUAUAUACAACCAUUUACCACCAUAUCCUUCCUCAGAACUUGAACUCGAGGAGGACUUUUGUCCCAAUGCUUUCUAACACCAUGACAUUAAUCAUAAAGAAAGCUCGCAGAUAGAGGAGGGAGGACGGGGGUCAGUCUGUGCUUCUCCUUACUUAUGGAAAAAGCUGACAGGGAUUGCGCUUGUGCUGUCACUUUUCAUUCUUACCUGGCUUUGCUUGCUCUUGGCACAUGACAAGUUUUCCUUGUACUGGAUCAGUAGAACCGAUGUGUGUUACUUUUAAAUAACGCUGUUCUUGCCAAUCUGCUAAUUUUGUCCUUUGCUGGUACAAAGGAAUUAUUUAACCCUUUAUUUUACCUGCAGAUGCACUAUGUGCAGGACAAACUGUUUGUGGGACUUGAGCAUGCCUUGCUAACUUUCAACGUGAAGGAGAAGGUGGAAGGACCUGCCUGCUGCUACCUUCAACACAUCCAAUCGGAGACCGGGGCCAAAGUCUUCCUGCGAGGCAAAGGUUCCGGUUGUAUUGAACCGGCCUCCGGAAGAGAGGCAUUUGAGCCGAUGUACAUAUAUAUCAGGUAUAAGGGCGCUAUUUAUAAUUUCUGAUAUAAAGCCCAUCAGUUUCUUAUUAUUGCUCUUUUUCUAAGGUUGGCUUUUUCCAUAGAAAUACUUUUUAAAGGCCUUUUGUUUAGCAUCCAUUUAAAUAAUUAUUUUACUGUUUCUUUUGCACAGCCACCCAAAGCCAGAGGGGCUUGCAGCAGCCAAGAAACUCUGCGAGAACCUCUUACAAACCGUAAGUUGUCUUUUUGGGUCUAUUCAAUAAGUUGUUCAUUAAAUAUGUACAGUAAAUACCAUUUAUUACAGUCCGCUUAGUAUGUUUUGUGCUGGCUUCUGAUGCUGCUUGAUUACCCAGAGUUCUUGAAGCAGCAGUGACGUGUCACCAUGGUGAGCUCCGCUUACAUUAAUUGCUUAGCAGCAAAUUUGCCAUUGUAAGUGCCCUGAGUAUUGGCCAAGUUUGAGGAUUUGUUUUUUUUCCUGUCUGAGGUUUUGGACAUUUGUCUUAAACCACAGUUAAAAUAAUGAGACUUAAAAUUACUGCUUCAUAUUGCAAGCUCUGAUGAGCUGUGGGCAAAACGCGCACGUCCAGGGUCUCUCGGUGAUUCUGGUAGUUUAACUAUGAAUUACUAUCUCAGAAGUCAGUUUCUUUAACCAGGAUCCUGAGUAUUGUCACUUUUUUAAGAUUUAUUUAUGUAGUAGGGAUACUAGGAAUAUGCUAAAAGUCAGAGAUUCCUAACAGGCUUGACACCAUCGGUGCCCUUGAAGGCACAGAAAUUGUGAUAUUUACACGAUAGCAGCCUGCUUCCCUUCUCUCAUUCUGUCAGGCAGUGCAGGAAUUGUAGCAGUUAGCUUUUCCUCUUUGAAACUGAUUAGCAGAAAAUCAGCAUAUCACUGUCUAAUACGAUCAAUAAUCCUAUCAGCACAGAUGGGCUCUUGGUGAUCUAGACAAAUAGUGAACGUCACUAAAGCUACUAGAUUGAAAGCUGUGUUAGUCUUUAAUCAGGAUCCUGAGUAUUGCCACUCUUAAUAGAUCGAUCGGUGCAGCAAAUCCUACCUGCCCAUAUAUACGCACGUUUGGCUGGUGCUCUUGGCAAUACGCACAUAGCACCAUAAAAUCUGUGUAUACAACUGUUGCUAGAUGUUCAUAAUUAGGAUUACUUAAUGCCAGACAGGGUUUAUCCCUGAAUAGUGAUUUUUCUCUGAUUUUUAUACUUAUUAUCCCACCUUGUACACUGAUUUAUAUUAGAACUAACUGUUGAAUUUAGCAAAGCUAAAGACAAUGAGGCAGAAGACCUCACCUAGCAAAUGCAGAUAAAUAUGUAUAAUGCAUAACCUUGAUACAACUCCUUUCUAUGUGUAACAAUUGAGCUUAUUGAACCUCACAAACAGAAUAAUUAGCUAUUGAUACAAUAUUUGCAAACCUAGGCAUUUAGAAUAACACUGUGGCAUUGUACCUGGGAGACAUUACUAGCUGGAGACCAAUACACACACCUGCAACCGGCUUAUCAGUGACAUUGGAUAAUUCGGCAGUCAAAUUUACUCAUUAAACGUAAAAACUGCUUUUUAAUCACUUUGAGCACUUAAGAACAAAUAUAACCUGUUUUACCAUAUUUUGUCUUAUUUUUAGUGAAAAUAAUAAAGCUUCCGUUUUAUAUUAGGGCACUCUGUUCUUGUUUUUUUUUUAUUACUACUUCCCUAGUUAUCUGGGUUAUCCACAGCAAGAGUGCACUCCCUACUCCUAGGCUUCCAUUUCUUUUCCUAAUUUUCAUAUUGCAAAGUUUAGCUUUGAGUGUGAGCCAGUCCGAGUGAGUUUAUUUUUGGAAAUCUUUCUGUUUUAGGUCCAUGCAGAAUAUGCUAGAUUUGUGAAUCAGAUCAAUACAGCUGCACCUUUACCAGGUGAGUGGUUGGUUUCUUGUUUAAAAAAAAUUAAAAAAAAAAUUGGUAAAUGCAGUUGGAUAAUCUUCUUGCUAACAUCGUGUCAUUUAAGCAUUCUCUCCCCUGAAUAACUUCCUUUUGGAAAGCAAGACUAUUUUCCAUUUGUAUUGCUUUUAUGCUCAUAGUUCAAUUGGGGUGAGUAGUGCAGCUUACAUGACAUAGCAUGAAAGAGAUUAGAGUAACCUUAGUACUGACCUACGUGUAUGGUUUUCAUGUGUCCGUCAACAUGUUUAAAAUUUGGUUUUGUAUAAUCAUUGUCUUUUCCAGGUUACACGCAGCCUCCCCAUUUAGGUGCGGCUCCACUGCAGUCGCCAUACUACCCACCCAAUGGCUUCCACGGAGGGUUUCCUGUUGUCCUGCCACCACCUCCCCCUCAGCCAGUCCAGAUCCCAUAUGUUGUACCUGCACCAAUGACCACCACUGAUCCUCCUCCACCUGGAGUUGUGCCUACCAUAACCACUCCUGUAUCGCCAGUGCCAACACGCUAUCCAAUCCCACAAAUGCAGCCUCCUGUAAGUCCUGCCACAGUAACUGUUUGAACACUAUCUGUCCAGGCUCUAGUAAACCGUUGUAUGCAUGCCUAUCACUCAGCUUGGAAAAACUACUCACAUGUGGAAGAGCUUUGUGGAAAUGGUGGCUUUGUUCAACUUGGGCUAAAUGUUUUCAAAUUUAAGGGCCUGUGCAAUUAGGAUUAGUUGGUUAAAUGAGUAAAGGAAAUGACGUAUGCCUUGUUCCGCUGAAAUUACAAACAUGUAUAUCAAGUGAUAAAAAUGUUUUCUACAACAUCUGUUCAGUAAAAUGCUACAAAUGUGCAGUCCCACAGUGUUUCAGACUUAUCUUAAAAUGCUGUCCAUGUGGCCCUGUGUAUUGCAUUCUGUGACCAAGUACCAUGCAUUGAGGAUCUACAUAAUCUGACUUUCCAUAUAUUGCAAACAAAGUUAAAAGUAACAGUAAGUUUCAACUGUGUAUUUGUUUCUUUUUCAGGCAUCUUUAAGUGCUCCCUUCUUGCCUCCAGUACCUGUUAAGCCGCCAGUUUCCCAGUCAUCGCAGAUUCUUCCACCAGGUCAGAAAAGACGCUUCACAGAGGAGCUGCCAGAAGAGAGGGACUCCGGCCUCCUUGGUUACCAGGUGCUAUAAACUACACAUGUCCCACCCAAUGAUUUAUAUGACCAAAAUCUCCACCCCAAUUUCCUUUUUCUUCAUCUUAACACAAAAUAGAUGGAUCCAUGAUUCAUGAGCCUCACUUCAUUGAUCUCGCACAAAAUCGUCCACUUUAUUUUAUAGAUUUUAUAUUUUUGCAGUAGGCAAAUAAUUGGCUGCUGACUGUGUUCGCCGAUGCCUAGCACAAUGUACUUGUGAAAUUCUGUUAAAGGACCACUUCAGCUCAAUGAAGUGUUCUGGGUGCCAUGUCCCCCUAGUUUUAACACUGCAGCUGCAGGGUUAAUCCAGCCACUAUUGGCAGUCUCCCUGAGAGCCACUAGAGGCUCUGUCGCGAUUCUCAGUCUGACAAUCGCAUUGAACUCGCACAGCGUGUGUUCAGAUCCCCAUUGGAAAGCAUUGAGUAAUUUUUUUCUAUGGGAGGUUUGAAAGCGCGUGCGGCUCCUGCCGUGCAUGCGCUUUCGGCUCCACUUGGGAGCUGACGUCAGCGGGGGGGAGGUCACCAGCGCUGAGGGAGCCGGUGCUGGAUUAAGGUGAGUGGCUGAAGGGGUUUUAACCCCUUCAGCCAAGCUGGAGGGGGGGAACCUAAUAACCCUAUAGUGCCAGGAAAACGGGUUUGUUUUCCUGGCACUAUAGCGCUUCUUUAAGUUGACUUUGGCAUUUUUGAGGGCAGCUUCUUCACUUUAAAACCAAUUCCUUAAUGGGGUCUCCAGCCCCAUCAUCACCCUAAAAAAAAUUCUCUCUCCAUCAAUUGGCUUUUAUGGUUAUAGCUGCCCAACAAUGACUCUCAUUUUGUGUUUUCUCUCUCUCAUAUAUUAUUUCUCCUUUGCUCAUAAUAACCAAAUUAACUAAGUCCAACUUGAGAACUUGUCUUUUAGUGUUCUGACUUUCUUUUCCCAGCCUGAAAAACUGUCUUUCAAUGUUUUAUUCUUCAUUAAUUUACAGUUUUACUUUCUCUGUAACAGAACUAACAGAGCAUCAUCUCACUGUAGUAUGUAGAAUUAUUUUAAGACCAUGUGAAUGUACACUAUGACAGUUGUAUGAAAUCCUCAAACAGUUACUGGAGGCAGCCAUUUUGCCUUUGCUGCAUCAAUCAUUCAUCUUCUAAUGCCUAAGAUUAGAAACACAACGCUUAGUGGCCGUGUCAGACUCUGCUGAUAUCCACAAUGGCUCUUCCCACUGCUCUUUAAGAGUGCUGCUGUGAGCUGGUACUUGCAGUGUUUGAAGGUUUGUGUUGUGGGCUCUCACCCUCCCUCAUUUUUAAUUCAUGACAUUUUUUUUAUAUUUUACAUGAAACUAGUUUUCCUGGAGCUAAACCGUGCCAUUUUAAAUAUUUUGGGUUUUUUCUAAUAAGGCAGGGGGUUUUUGUUCUUUAGAUUGUAAUGGAUUUCACUAAUUUAAUUAGCAUGGAUUCUCUCCAGAACCCCCUUUCUUUAUUGUAAUAAUUCAUUACGGAAUAGGUGAUAAUAUUUUGAAAUGGACGAUGAAAGACCAGCUCUUUGGCGCAAAAGUUUUUUCCAGACUGCAGAUUAUCUUGUAAGGCUGAUUCUAUGGUCCACUGAAAGGUAUAUGUUCAUGUGAAGUAGUUCUACGCUUUUUUUCCUUAGUUAGAAAUGUUUGUGUACCUCUCACUCACAGGGGCCCGCAGUGCAGCCUUUCAGAUAGGGCUGCGGGCCCCUCUGUGAGGAGAAAGCUGACAUUGAGGAGCUGGAUAUUGCUCCUGUAGAGUUGCUAAUGCUGAUGUGUGUUUUUCUGCUCAUAGCAUGGACCCAUUCAUAUGACUAAUUUAGGUACAGGCUUCCCGGCCCAGAACAAGAUGGACAGUCCAGCUAUCAAGUCGGACGGCAUGGCCACAAAGGAGCGAGAGAGGGACAGGUGAGCAGCCAUUUCUAAGUUGGUUAUCACAGUAUUGCAAGAUACCCUUUUUUUAAAUUCUGUCUGAGAAAACCCAUAAUGUCUAUGCCUAAUUACACAUUCGGAUAAAAAUAGAACCUUUAAUGUUUGUAGCUAUAAGUUUCAAAAAGAUACAAUUGCCUGGUUUCUAACUUGUGGACUGACACUGGAAAUUCGAUGCACGUGUACAUGUAUUGCAUGACCAGUCUAUGUCAAGCUAUAGAAACUGCUAAAACAAACUUCUGCAAAGUGUAGCACUCCUGCACAAAUUACACUUGGCAAAUGUCCAGAGAACAAUUUAUUCUGUAUUGACGAGUCGUGUUAGUUGGCAUUGCAGAAUAGAGUACCGUAUGUACUCGAGUAUAAGCAGAGUUUUUCGGCACAUUUUUUGUGCUGAAAAACCCCAACUCUGCUUAUACUCGAGUCACUGUCUGUAUUAUGGCAACUUACAUUGCCAUAAUACAGACUGGGGGCUGGCAGAGCUGUUACUUACCUCACCUGCAGCUCCUGCCAGCUCUCUCCUCCUCCGCGCCGGUCCGGUCAGCACCUCGGUCAGCUCCCAGUGUAAGUCUCGCGAGAGAAGAGCUGCACGGGCCGGCGCGGAGGAGGAGAGAGCUGACAGGAGCAUAAAAAUGCCCACCCCCCACCAAGGCUCUGCAUCACGCGCACACUGCAUCACGCGCACACUGCAUCACGCGCACACUGCAUCACGCGCACACUGCAUCACGCGCACACUGCAUCACGCGCACACUCAUACUCACACACUGCACAUAAAUAUUCAAUUAAUAUAAUUUUUUUAGGAUCUAAUUUUAUUUAGAAAUUUACCAGUAGCUGCUGCAUUUCCCACCCUAGUCUUAUACUCGAGUCAAUACGUUUUCCCAGUUUUUUGGGGUAAAAUUAGGGGCCUCGGCUUAUAUUCGGGUCGGCUUAUACUCGAGUAUAUACGGUAGUUUAUAUUACUCAGUGAGAUUUGAGUGCACCAGAGCCAUCUCUCAUGAUACCGGCAGCUCCAUUCCGGAAUGCUGUACAUGCAGCCAGACAUGUAGUAUCGUGCACAUAUUCUGCUACAGCUUACAGCUCAAUACCACGGCAGCGACACUCUAGUGUUUGCACAUCUUGCUUACCUGAUACACUGGCUAGGCUUAUUUGAGUAUACCUUUUAUUCGGAUUUAAUUUUGUCACUAUACCAUGUACAUACAAGGGCAAUGAAAGAAAGCUGUCUUCUGAACAGAAAUGCAGGAGUAAUUUAUAAAAUACAAUUUAAAAAUGUAGUUCUAGUGUAGGCUUUCCAGUUUAUACUUGGUACCACACACAAUUCCCUUAUACUUGAGAAUACAAUCCUAUUUUCUGCAUUUCCUGAAGAUUUUGCUAGCCCAGUGUACAGGUUGAAUUGAACAGUAAAUCUUGUCUAAAGCUUGCCAUAUUGUCUUCUAAUUUUUCAAGUAAGCUGUAAUUAUUUGAAUAUUGCAAAACUAGUUUAUGCCUGCACGUAACGGUUAAUCGUGCUCUUACAAGCAAGUCCCCCUGCUGAAGCACAGCUACUGCUCAUAUUGCGGCCUCUCCCCUCCCUCCCCCCCCCAUGAAAUGUCUCUUUUUAUAGUAAUUGGGGCAGUCGUGCCCUUUCUAUUUGCUCCUGUAUGGUGCACUUGCAGUAUCCGUUUGCUUUCUGGGCUUGGUCGCUGGUUUUCAUGCAACGUGCUCCUUCUGGGCUUGGUUGCUGAUUUUCAUGCAACAUGCUACUCCUUGCACUGUUCUACUCUCUGUUUAUUUUUUUGUAAUUGGCACUCUGCGUUCCUGAGACAAAUGAAAUGGUAGACUGGAAAUGGAGAAUUUUCUGCCAUACGUUACUUUAAUCAAAUCAAUGUUUGUCUUUAGGCAGUUGAUGCCUCCACCUGGUUUACCUGCCAUAACACAGGACGCUGAGGAAAAGGCAGCUUCUGGGAGUUUAGGGGUUUCUGAUGGUGAGUAUCUCAAUAUCUGGUUACCCAUUAAACAGAAAGUGUCACCUGGAGCACAGCUUGCCAGUAAAUCCCUGCUGAGUCCAGUGCAUCUCAAAUAUCACACAGAUAGGUUUACAGCCGGGCUCACACUGCUCCCUGUCAUAUGUUGCUUCUGAUCAGAUUUCACCAGGAAUCUGCAGGAUCUGGUACUUUCAAAGCAGCUACCCCUGGCUACUGCCAAGUCUUAAAUCACCCAGGCCUAUAUUUAUAACUUCUCUUGUCCCCAGUUUUAUCGCCAGUGCCACCCUUCAAGUGUUGAGUUUGCACACACAGGGUGGGGAUUAACUUUGUACUGGGAACAUAAUUAAAGUCCUUCAUCACUCAGGUUUGAUAUCUAAUUGCAAAUCUUUGUAUUUUUUUUUUGUGUCUUUCUCUUUUUUUUUUUUUUCUUCUCUCUUCUCUUACAUGAUACUGAACGGAUGGUGUCUGCGCUGCUGUUGACAUUGAAACUCGGAUCUGGUGUGACCUCCAUGCCUGUUACAAUGCUGCCCAAUUAACGCAUUUAACCAUUUCUUGUGAAUUAAUGGAUCCUGGAAUUUUAUUUUAUUUUUUGUGGGAUGGGAUCCUUUUUUUCUCUCUCUCUUUCUCUGUCUUCCCCACCCCUUCUCAAUUUCAGAUCACUCUACCAAAAAGCUGAAGACUUCUGAUAAAACAUUUGGAUUGGUGGCGUAUGCAGGAGAUUCAUCUGAUGAAGAAGAGGAGCAUGGCGGACACAAGACCUGCACAUUCUCUCAAGGCUGGAAUAUGGGGUAUCAAUACCCAGGAUCCCAGCAGAGAGCAAAGCAACAGAUGCCCUUCUGGAUGGCACCGUAGUACAUUAGGGGAUGGGAUGUCAAGCUUUCCCUUAUUGUGACUUGUAGCAAUAACUUGGCAUGUACAUUACAGAACUAGCCUUGUGUGAUUUUUUUUUUUUUUUUUUUAACUCAUUUUAUAUUCCAAAUGAAUGAAAAGAUGCAAGUGGACCUUCCUUAGUAAAUGUUCAUAUUUAUUUUCCACUCCCUUUUCUUUCUUUCUAAGUGGAUUUUUUUUUCUCCCUAAUGUGACCACGUUAAAUGCCUUUUUAAAAAACCCUUUCUUGGUAUUUUGUUACAUUUAGACGCAAUUCUUGUGAAAAUAGAGGCUUUUUAAACACACAGUGAGCCAACUUGGUUCAUGUCUUGUUCUACCCGAGGCGCAGUGAAGCAACUCACUGCUUGGACGUUUACCUCUCUGCUUUCUUACAUUAGUACAGGUGUUGUGCUUUUUGCGUCUUUUACAAUAAAUCUGCAUGCUUACAAACACAUGUAGUGUUAAAACACACUACUGCAGAACCUCUUCUAUGGCAGGUCUUUCUCUUACAUGUAUUAUCCCUUGAAUGCAAGGGAUUGACUUGAUGUAUUAAGCAUCCAAACAGGUUCUGCAGCAUCUACAUGUUUCUCUCUAUCCUUAUUAGUAUUUGUUUCCCAGGAAGACGUGCCACAUACAGGUGGUUAUAGAACAGAUAAUGGCCUUUUUUAUGUUGCGCUGGUUACAUUUGUCAUGGUCGUAGAGUGGUUAAAAAUAUACUUUUGAUAGAACAAUGGGUUUCCCACAUGUUGGGAGGUUUUCACUGAUACAAAAUGGGGCAGUACCAUCAAGUUUUAACUUUAGGAGCAAGGUUUUUGGAGGAAUUGGCGUUCGGCCUCUUCUCCCUCACCCCCUUUAAACAAACCUGCCCCCAGGAAAUCCUUUACACUUGUGUUUGUUUUUUUUUUGUUUUUUUUGGCCAUUCAGGUUUUUUGAUGAUGGCAACAGUGCCCCUUUUAUAAAACCGGUUUCUCAUUGCAUGAACAGUUCUUUUUUUUUUUUCUUAGCGUCAUUAUCCUUUAAAUAAAUAAAUAAAUUUGUGUUGCUGAAAUCUUGUCAAAAAAGUGAAUAACUGACUCAAAUGUGCACCUGCAGUCAUUCUGGUCAGCAGUUGCAGUUUACAGAAAUACUUGUUUUCAGGUGUAACCUCAUUACAUAUGGAUACAAGUUUUCAACUCUGCAGAAGCAGUAUAAAUGGUAACUGAAUUACUUCAUAUUGAAGUAGACAGGAACCGGGCAGGGGAAAUGUCCCAAAUCUUUAGGUACUUAGAUGUUUUUUUUUAUUUUUCGCUCUCCAUUUUUGCUGCAUUUGUAAUAGCCUUUGAUUUUCUAAACUCAAAAAAAGUUGUACUUUAUGUUUGGUGGUUGUAAUAUUUUCUAAAUAAAUCCACCAAAGGCACAACGAGAUUUUGGAAGUUUUCACUUUUUUAUCCUGUUGGUACCUGUUAAUUGCUUGUUUGAAUUAGUUGCAAAUAAGCUUAAUGGUGCAUGAUUACAUGGCACUUGGUAUUAGUUUCUCUAGUUUGUUCAAGGAGGUGAAUGGUUAUGGGACUGCUGCUGUUUGAUAUUGUUUUUUUGUUUUUUAAAACAAAAAAAAACCACAUGAUUACUGGUUUCCCAGUAAAGGUAUUGAGUUUUAUAAAAGGUAGACCUGUAAAGCGGCAUGUGGUAGUAUAAUAAAAUGCAGUGCUCCUUGCUUCUAAUGCAUAACUUGAUAGGGUUUUAAAUCAAAGGCCUAUUUAGGACCUUUCUAAUUGACAUAAUUCGAUUGAAAGCACUGAUUUAAGACCAUUAUUUACUAGAUCUACACAUAUGCUUUUCUACCACAUGUGGAGGACAUUCCUUUAAAACACAACUUUCCUGGUAUAGUAAAUCAGUGAUGGCUAACCAUGGCACCUCAGAUAUAUCACAAUAUAUUAUAUAUUGAUUACUUCCACCAAACAAUGUUUUGAGUUAGGUGUUCAAUCAAUAAGACCCAUUAGGAUAUUUCAUCAGGUAAGGCCCUAAAUAUCAUUGUCUUCUACUCUUGGCAUUGUGAAAUCACGUGAUCCUUCAAGUGACUUAAUGCAAGCCUUUACCAACCAGCCGGUGUUUAGGUAAUUUGGCUUACCUGUAAUACCAUGCAUACGUCUGACUGUCUGCCCUAUUUUAUUUUAUUGGCAGUUUAAUGUUUGUUAAAACUUGUCAGCUCCUUACUGAAAAUGUUAAUUUUAUUCAGAAGUAUACUUAGUAGAAAACCAGGAAUUGUGUCCUCUGUGCAUCUUUGCUUGCCACAUGCGCUUUGUAAUUCAUUCUCCCUCCCCAUCCCCUGUAAAUAUUUCAAAUCUUUUAUUGUAAAUAAAUGUAAAAAAUAUUGAGCACAUUUUUUGUGUUUUUUCCUUGUUUGCUUUAUUACAAUUCAGGAAGUUUGUUUUCAUGCAGGUCUUGGAAUCCAGGACCUAUAAAAUAACUGCUGUGUAUUGUUUCACAUGUCUUUGGUUUUUAUAGUUUGAUUAAUAAACUACACUUGUACAAC